Messenger RNA from Annulohypoxylon truncatum, 1535 nucleotides. RefSeq names its product PhyH-domain-containing protein. Lineage: Eukaryota; Fungi; Ascomycota; Sordariomycetes; Xylariales; Hypoxylaceae. The record is from RefSeq and is a predicted model, not a curated record. The coding region runs from base 1 to 1353 and encodes 450 amino acids. The transcript is spliced from 5 exons.
AUGGCGGGUGUUCUCCCAGGCAAGCCGCUGGUUCCAGAGCUUGACUUCAGUUCGCAACCGUACGGAAAUCUAUCUAAACGUUUCGAUAUUGAUGCGGCUGAAGCGCGAAGCGUCAUCGAAGAGAAGCUGCCCGUUCUCGCGCAACUGAAUGCUCUUGUCUCGGUAGCAUUCGGCACAAAUCCACCUCUCUUCGUUGACGCUCGAGCCCCCGGUUCUCCGGCCAAACUCCUUGACACUCCUCCCGAGGAUGGGGCGGAACCGGACAGUCAGGUGACCAUUCAACCUGCUUCUAUCAUCCAGUUCGCCCAGGGCCAUCUAGAGCCUAGGUUCGGACUUUUUAAGGAUGCCUAUCUUUACGACACGGCGAUGCGCAAGGAGACUAUACCUCUUGCUAUCAAGUUUGCUGACCUCCUGACGCCGCAAGGACCUCCAGCAGAGGCUAAGUUGCCUGUUCCAGGAGUCCUUGAACAACUACCGGUCCCGACGGAAGAUAUAGCCCAAGUGAAACGGGAUAUUAAACAGUUUGGGUACGGUUUCGUUAAGAAUGCACUUACGCCGACUCAAGUAGCUGUCCUCAGAAAGGCCGUAGAAGAACAAGCAGCAGGCGAGCGCAAAGCCGGCAUUGCGAGGAUGGACAGUGGGCCAGAUGCCGGCAGCGGUCCGAACCAACGCCUCUGGGUACUCACUAACAAAGGCGACGAGUUCCUAGAUCUGCUCAACCACCCCUUGAUUGACGAAAUAGUACCAUGGUUAAUUGGAGAUCACGCUCUUCUCCACGCGUACGCUGCCAAUAUCGCGCGUCCGGGAAAUAUCCCAAUGCAGAUGCAUACGGAUCAAGUCGCCAUCCAACCCCCAAUCAGGGAUUUAGUCUUCGGUGUGAACAUCAUGUUCUGUCUUACCGAUAUGCAUGCUAGCAACGGGGCUACAAGAGUCAUCCCUGGGUCACACCUAGGCCACGUCGCUCCGGCCGAUAUCUUCAGCACCGAAGGCACGAUCGCUGCGGAGGCGCCCGCGGGUACCGCUUUCAUAUUCGAAAGCCGGAUCUGGCACGGGACGGGUGCCAAUACUCUGACUCCUGGCUCGCCUGAUUCAGAACGUCCCGCUAUCCUUAUGUUUUUCAUGCGCUCGUUCAUCCGUUCGCAAGAAAACUAUCCCUUAUCAUUACGCCCCGAUGUUGCCCCAAAGUUGUCGAAACGACAGAGAAAAUUCUUGGGAUUCUGUGCUACGGGUGCUGUUGGCGGCCAAGACGGCGACAUACGUGAAGGGGUGUAUUUCGAUCGCAGGGAAGAUUGUCCGGGGGCUAUUCGCGCGCCUCAUGAACCAUAUAUGCCAAAAUAUACUAAUGGCGUUUGAGUUGCGCUUACAUGUGAUAAUUUAGUAUAAGAAACAAAUGAAAUUGAUCAUAUCUCAUGUUACCAGCUAAUAGGACGAUAAUGUGACAUAAUGAGCGAAUCCAACAGAUAACCUCUGAAACGAAAGUAUUCCAUAUCCAGCACCCACAAGGUCAGCCAUAAAUACUACCCACCAACCGAAAC